UAGGCCCAAUUAUCUAUUUUCUUUUCCCUUCCAAAUUCCAAUUCAACGCAGGCAACAAAUAUAUUGAAGCUCUUUCUACAUCGAAGAAAACCAAAAAAGAAAGAAGAAAAAUACAAUUAUGAAACUCUCGUUUUCAAUUCACGCAAAAUCAUCAUCAAAAUCUACUUCUAAACCUAAAUUUUCAGCUUCAGUCGAUGCCGAAACCCAAACUAAUGGAACUGAUAAGCAAUUCGUAACCGAAUUCGAUCCUUCGAAAACCCUAACCAAACAAAAUCGCAUCAUUAUUCCUCCUAAGGAAAACGAAUGGCGCCCUCACAAGAAAAUGAAGAACCUCGCUCUCCUUCCAUCUCUCCAAUCCACCGACCCCGACGCCUUACGUUUUGAGAUCGCCACCGACGCUGACGACGGCGAUGAUAAGAGCAUGUCCUACGGCCUCAAUGUCCGCGCCGCCGGUGAGGAUGAUGGAGGUAAAUCCCAGCAGCAGAAGAAACCGGAGAGUACGGAGAAUAUAAUGUUGGAGAAGUUGAGGUAUGAUUUAGAAAGGUUACCGGAGGAUCGAGGGUUUGAUGAGUUUAAGGACGUGCCGGUUGAAGGAUUUGGUGCGGCUUUGUUGGCUGGAUAUGGUUGGCGUGAAGGGAGAGGUAUUGGUAGAAAUGCUAAAGAAGAUGUUAAAGUCAAACAGUAUACUAAAAGAACUGAUAAGGAAGGUUUAGGCUUUGUUGCUAGUGUUGUUAGUAGUAAUAAUGUUAAGAAUAGAGACACCGUGCAAAAUGAUUUUAACAGUGUUAGUAAUAUUAAUAAUGUUAAGCAUAUAGACAACGGGCAAAAAGAGAGGAAAAGGGAGAGAGAUGGAAUUAAUAAUGGCGAUGGCUUUUUUGUUGGUAAAGAUGUAAGAGUGAUUGCAGGCGGAAGAGAGAUUUAUGGUUUAAAAGGUAGAAUUCUUGAGAGAUUAAAUGCUGAUUGGGUUAUUUUGAAGAUUGCAGAAAGUAAUGAUGAGGUGAAACUGCGUGUUUCUGAUAUUGCUGAUUUGGGUUCUAAAGAGGAAGACAAGUGUUUGAGGAAGUUGAAAGCUUUACAGUUAGAAGAUAAGAAAUCUAAAGAUAGGGAUAAUGGAAAGGGUGUUACCGAAUUAAGUAAAGAAAGAAGAGAAAGUGUGAGGAGAGAUGGUGGUCAGGUGAAAGAUGAGAAAAUGCGGUGGCUUAGGGAUCAUAUACGGGUUAGGGUUAUUAGUAAAGAUUUGAAAGGGGGUAGAUUUUAUUUGAAGAAAGGGGAGGUGGUGGAUGUGGUGGGUCCAUAUGUAUGUGAUAUAUCCAUGGAUGAGACUAAGGAGUUAGUACAAGGUGUAGAUCAAGACCUCCUUGAGACUGCAUUGCCACGUCGUGGGGGUCCUGUGCUUGUUCUCUAUGGGAAGCAUAAGGGGGCGUAUGGGAAUUUGGUUGAGAAGGAUUUGGACCGUGAAACUGGGGUUGUGCAAGAUUUUGACACUCGUGAGUUUCUCAAUGUGAAACUAGAACAGAUUGCAGAGUAUGUUGGGGAUCCCAGCUAUAUUGGGUAUUGAUGGGCUUGGAGUCUCUACAGUUCCUGCUGUCAAUAGCGAUAUUCAAGGACAUCUGGCAGCUGGACCUGAAUUACAGAAACACAGUGGAGAACUUUUGGUGUGAUUCUUACAGAAUAGAGUACAGUCCACACGUUUCUGAACUGAUAUCUAACAGCCAGCAUUCAGCAAAAUGCAGUGAUUUCAAUAUCUUGGUAGGAACAAUCCUGGACAUUUGCUGACAUUAAUCUUGAGCUCAACUCUUUGAAGAAGUUUGUGGAGCUUUAUUUCAGACCAAAAGUGAAAUUAUGUGCAUUGUAGCAAGCUUUUGUAAUUCUACACGGAUCAACAAUACAACAUUCAUUCUUAAUUGUACAAUUUGGUGUUGUCAUCCAGCUGUCAUCUUCCUUGCAUCCUGAUCAGCUCCAGGAAUCCCUGGCCACUUUAACAAAUAUGUUACAGGGGGUGUUAGCUUCAUCCUACGCUGAGGUCGAACCCAGGCCACAGAUGGACUUAAUGGUUAAGGUAUGUAGGUUCUCUUCUGUAUGUGAGAAAGGCAUAAGUUCAGAAAUUGAGAUGUCUGAAUGUGAAACUAGACUGUAUUAACUAAUUACAGUCUUGCUGUGCCCAUUGAAACACAAAACCCAACUGUGUAAACCGAGCUAGUCUCUGGUUCUUUUGGGUUUGAUAGAAGAUGCCAGGAAUCUUCUGGCAUAUUAAAGUAACUUGGGAUGGAGUUCUAUGAAAAUUUAUUUGGGAAAAACUGUUUUACAUGGUAAAAAAUGGCUUAGAGUUCAAUCUGGAGGUUUCUCAUCUUUUUCAAAUUCUUUGGUUAGAAGUGCCCGCUUACAUGGUUCAUUGAACUUGUCAUCCGAAUGGGCAAUCUCACACUGCAUUAAAAAUGAUGGGAAGAGAAAGAUUAGGUUUUAUUAGGAAAUCAGUGCUUCGGCCGAUGUACUAUGCAAAUUAACAUCCACUGUUCUAUAUUAUAGUGAUUAAUCAUCGGUGAAGAAGAACAUAAUACUAUUCGUAAAUUUAUAAACCCAAAUGAAAUGGUUUCUUUUUUCUCA
Molecule: messenger RNA, 2604 nt
Organism: Ricinus communis (castor bean)
Lineage: Eukaryota; Viridiplantae; Streptophyta; Magnoliopsida; Malpighiales; Euphorbiaceae
Product: protein MOS2
Exons: 2
Coding region: 119-1558 (479 amino acids)
Biological process (GO): mRNA splicing, via spliceosome
Cellular component (GO): spliceosomal complex
Molecular function (GO): nucleic acid binding
Source: RefSeq, a predicted model, not a curated record